Pelobates cultripes (western spadefoot toad) is the source of this 28022-nucleotide messenger RNA. The record is from the annotation of a GenBank genome assembly. NCBI's taxonomy places the organism in Eukaryota, Metazoa, Chordata, Amphibia, Anura, Pelobatidae.
GGAUAGAGUGGCCAUUCGCUGUGCCAGCCAGCUAGCGCCCUCUGUGUGCGGAAGUCUUUCGAGCCAGAAAACCAGUCCGUGAGGAAACAGGAGCUGAAAACGAAGGUUCCGCCUCGUCUCAAGUCCCAUUCACUCCUCUUUCUCCUCCCCGCAGCAGUUCCCCUCCCUCGCUUUCUCUUCUCCUAGGGCUGAUGUGUACAUCCCGUUGGGCCAUGCACGGGCCCGGUGCCGGGUGGUGUCGGUGGGCACCGAUUAGAUGAAAUUGUUCGUGUGCUGGGUGCUCACCUCCGUGGUCUGCCUGGCCGUGCUGAGGAAGAUGUGGAGCAGCCGGUAUCUGAGGAGUCACCUGAGCAGAUCUUUGUACAUGAACAUGAUGAACCACAACCAGGCCCUGUACUGGGAAGGGAACCACCAGGUGUGUGAAUGUCCCCCUCCAGGGACCGUGCAUGGCCAGACAGGGCUGGGUGAUGGAGGAUCAGACACACAGGGGGGACAGAGACCUCCUGCUGUCACAAUGGACCCCCCCUUUAUCUCUAACACCAGGGACCAUGCAUGGCCAGACAGGGCUGGGUGAUGGAGGAUCAGACACACAGGGGGGACAGAGACCUCCUGCUGUCACAAUGGACCCCCCCUUUAUCUCUAACACCAGGGACCAUGCAUGGCCAGACAGGGCUGGGUGAUGGAGGAUCAGACACACAGGGGGGACAGAGACCUCCUGCUGUCACAUAGACCCCCCCCCCCUCCUUUAUCUCUAACACCAGGGACCAUGCAUGGUCAGACAGGGCUGGGUGAUGGAGGGUCAGACACACAGGUGGGAGGGGGGGGGGACAGAGACCUCCUGCUGUCACAAUGGACCCCCCUCCCCUCCUUUAUUUAUCUCUAACACCAGGGACCAUGCAUGGUCAGACCUCCUGCUGUCACAAUGGACCCCCCCCCUUUAUUUAUCUCUAACACCAGGGACCAUGCAUGGUCAGACAGGGCAGGGUGAUGGAGGAUCAGACACACAGGGGGGGGACAGAGACCUCCUGCUGUCACAAUGGCCCGCCCUCCCCUCCUUUAUUUAUCUCUAACACCAGGGAUCUCACAAAUGGUAGACCUUCUAAACCUAGGACUACAACUCCCAAGAUGCUUUGCCACUUCUGAAUUCAAUCCUCACAUUUCAUGCAACAAAUUAUCAAACAUCAGUCACCAGUGCCUUGUGCCAGUGUAGUAGUCGGUACCUGUGGCAUCCCCUCCUUCCCCCCAUGCCAUGACAUUAGUAGGUGUAGGGCAAUGCAGAGAGGUAGAUGUGGAGUAAUUAACAGGGAAUAGUUUCCAUGGUGAUUGCUCUACUGUUACUCCAUUCCAGAAUUUCUCUUUGUACAUGUUCUAUGUUCCAGAGUUAUCAUCAUUUCAUUUGCAAUACCACAUCCCCUUAUUUAUGGCACUUUAGCAUCCACUUCCUCAUGCAUACAGCCUGUUGGUAAUUCUGUGCUUCUGUAUACACUGGUAUAUUUUACUCAUCGUGGCUUAGUUUCCCCUAUCUAUUCAUACUUGCACACACUGUCCCAUAUUGUAUAUCCAAACACUCCAGUCCCUGACCCCAUGCUAAUACCUUCACAAUUCAAACACUAAUGCAGUCCUUGACCAUCAUGCUCCAUACCUUCCCAAUUCAAACACUGAUACAGUCCCUGACCCAUUGCUCCAUACCUUCCAAAUUUAAACACUGAUGCAUUCCCAGACCAUCAUGCACCUUCCCAAUUCAGACACUGAUACGAUACAGUUCCUGACCAUCAUGCUCCAUACCUAACCAUUUCAAACAUAGAUACGAUACAGUCCCUGACCCCAUGCUCAUACCUUCCCAAUUCAGACACUGAUACGAUACAGUUCCUGACCAUCAUGCUCCAUACCUUCCCAUUUCAAACAUAGAUACGAUACAGUCCCUGACCCCAUGCCCAUACCUUCCCAAUUCAAAUACUGAUACAGUCCCUGACCCCAUGCCAAUACAGUCAUAAUUCAAACACUAAUACAGUCUCUAACACCAUGCUCCAUACCUUUCUAAUUCAAACACUGAUACAGUCCCUGACCCCAUGCUCCAUACUCUCCAAUUCAGACACUGAUAGAGUCCCUGACGAUGAUGCACCUUCCCAGUUCAGACACUGAUACGAUACAGUCCCUGACCUCUAUGCUCCAUCCUCUUAAUUAAACACGGAUAUGAUAUUAUCCCUGACCAUCAUGCACCCUUCCAAUUCAGACACUGAUACAAUACAGUCCCUGACCAUCAUGCUCCAUACCCUCCUAAUUCACACACUAAAAUAGUCCUUGACCACCAUACUCCAGACCUUCUUUAAUUCAAAACACUGAUACAGUCCCUGACCAUUAUGCUCCAUACCUUCCUAAUACAAACACUUAUACAGUUCCUGACCUCUAUGCUCCAUCCUCAUAAUCAAACAUGGAUGCAAUACAGUCCCUGACAGUGAUGCUUCAUACAUUCCUAAUUCAAACACUGAUACAGUCCCUGACCAACGUGCUCCUUUCUCUUAAUUAAACACUGAUAUGAUAUUGUCCCUGGCCAUCAUGCACCUUCCCAAUUCAGAAACUGAUACAAUACAGUCCCUGAUCAUCAUGCUCCAUACCUUCCAAUUCAGACACUAAUAUAAUUCAGUCCCUUACACUAUGCUCCAUACCUACCCAAUUCAGACACUGAUACAAUACAGUCCCUGACCAUCAUGCUCCAUACCCUCCCAAUUCAGAAACGAAAAUAGUCCUUGACCACCAUACUCCUGACCUCCCAAUUCAAACACUGAUACGUCAUGCUCCCUGACGAUCUUGCUCCAUACCUUCCUAAUUCAAACACUGAUACAGUCCCUGACCAUCAUGCUCCAUACCCUCCCAUUUCAAACACUAAAAUAGUCAUUGACCACCAUACUCCUGACACAGUCCCUGACCCCAUGCCCCAUACUCUCCCAAUUCAAACACUGAUACAUUAUGCUACCGUACCAUCUUGCUCCAUACCUUCCUAAUUCAAACACUGAUACAAUCCCCCCAAUUCACUUAUACAGUCCCUGACCUCUAUGCUCCAUCCUCUUAAUUAAACAUGGAUACAAUAAAGUUCCUGACCGUCAUGCUCCAUACCUUCCCAAUUCAAACAUUGAUACAAUCCUUUACCACCAUGCUCCAUACAUUCCCAAUUCAAACACUGAUGCGAUACAGUCCCUAACCCCAUGCUCCAUACUGUCUCAGUUCAAACAAUAACACAGUCCUUGACCAUCAUGCUCCAUACCCUCUCAAUAUAAAACACCGAUACAGUUUCUGAAAAAAAAAAAAAAAAAAGCCCAGGCACUCCCAGAGGUUUAUUCAAAAAGGCAGACUUUAUUCAGGAACAGUGCAUCACAACAUCUUCACCAGGUUUGACAAGGGCUCAUAUGAGAGCCAAAACUUUGUAAUGUACUGUUCCUGAAUAAAGUCUGCCUUUUUGAGGAAACCUCUGGGUGUGCCUGGGCUUUUUCUACAAAGUAUGUUUAGGGGCUUGCCUUCCACUCCUGGAGCACUCCUAUGAUAUCAGUCCCUGAUAUCACACCUUCCCACUUAGAACACUGAUACAGUUCCUGACUGAAUUUCGCAAUAAAAAUACUGAUACUCUUUACUCACACUUUUCCAUACCCUUUCAAUUCAGACUUGGAUACAGUCCCUGACCACAUUGUUCCAUAUCCUUUUAAUCUAAAAUUAAAACAAUUCCUGAACAUACAUAUACUCUCUAAUUUAUAUUGAUCUCCUAAUUCAAGCACUGCUCUGGUCCCUGACUCACGCUGACCACAUUGCCACUCCUAACACAACAUUAAAAAAAAACACACACACACCACCCACCACCACCACACCUACCUCCUUCAAGCCUUUUUAUUACAAUCUUUGGGCUAUGUGGAUUGCUCCAUAUUCACCAUAUGCUAGCACAGAUUUUUGCUUUUACUUUGUACCAUACUUGCUGUGCUUGGUUGGGCCACUUUCUCGUUUUGUCAUUCUGAUUAUUCUGACCUGUGCUUUUCUCAAGCGGACAUUUACCUCCAGGGUAAAUCCUAUAUGAAUACAAUUAUUUCCGUAUUAUAUCCUUGACUCAUUUCCAAUGUAAAUUUCAUUGACUGCUUUACAACACCCUGUUGGGAAAGAAUGUGUUACUAACUCACAUGUAUUUGUUUUAGAGAAAGCUCGUUGCACCUCAAGCUUACAGCAGGCUAAUAAUGAUAUGUGUGUCUGGUCACAGAGACAUUCUUACGAAUACAUUUAGUAAUCAGUGUAAAAACAUCAUUUGGCAAAAGGUCUUUUGUUGGUUGAAUUGUGCUGACAUUCCUUGUUGCAGAUUAAAUAUCUUCUGAUAAUAGGUGAUGUUAAUUUCCUUUUGUUCAACGGUUCAUCCCAGCGUAUUGUUCAGCCAAAGCAUUUCUUUCGGUUCAUUAUGUACCAGAGCCGUCAAUGGUCUAUUCAUUAGUAGAUUGCGCUGCUUUCCUUUUAACAGGCCACAAGGGCAAGAGAGCUGUUGAAUAUUCCAUUAUCUUCCCCUCAUCCCAAGCAUACCCUUACUGCAAUUGUCUCUGUGAAUGAAAGUAUGGAUUUGACAAUAAUUUUUUUUUUUUUUAAAUUUCAAAACAUUGUUCAAUGUGACAAUAGUAAUUUUAUUUCUUUUGGCUGCAAACAGUUUGACGAUUUAUUCUGAGCUUGUGACAGCGGUGCACAAAGGCAAUAUAUCGGGCUAUUCUUAAAGAAUUAAUGUGAGAAUUGUAAAUGUUAGCCAAAAAUAUCUGAGCAGGAAACCUGUAGAAUUUUUAUGUUUAGGCCUAAAACGUUCUUUGUCAGCUUUUGACUAUUUCUAAUUAAGCAAAUAACUUUGUCAAGGUUUUAAUAGUUUUAUUUUUUUUCCUGCUGUAGAUUGUAGCAGUGGCAGUUGACCCAAAACAGUAGUUAAUUCAGUUGAUGCUGAUGCAGUUAUAUCAGUACCUUACCAGGUGUACACUAGAGGUGGAUUUAACCCUCCAAUUUAAAUACUAUUUUGUCUAUGAAACUGCAAUGGUUUAAAAUGACAGGACCACUGCAUCCCGGUCACUUCAUUGAGAUAAUGUGGUCUAGGUGAAUUUAGUGAUCCUAUAAUCCAAGAAGAACACUUUAUGAAAACCUAUUAUUUAUACAUUUACUGGUGAUGUACUUGUAUAGUUUGAGGCCCUCCAGGGGUCAUUUGUUAUGUACAUGUUUCUGGGUGACUGUUUGACUUUAAAGGAACAAUAUAAGGUCAGGAACACAAACAUAUAUUCCUGGCCCUAUAGUGUUAAAACAACCAUCUAGCCCCCUUACUCCCCCAAAGCCUACCUUUUCUGCAGUCAGCUGCUGCUGGUUCUGCCCCUGAUCUGCCUGAUUGCUUGACAUCAUCAGAAGUGGUGAUCUGAACCAAUCAAAAUACUUUCCCAUUGGAUUGGCUGAGCUUGUCAAGGAGGCAGAUCAGGGGCAGAGCCAGCACAAACCAAACACAGUAUCUGAUGUCAGUGUUGUACUCUCCCGCAUGUGUGAGAUUACAACAUUGAUAUCUGUGGAGAAUGUUUACUGAUUAUGAUGAUGAUGUCUGCCUAUCUGCGGGAAUCUCCAAAGGCAAAGCCUUUUUCCCCUCAGCAGUCACUACUGACUGCUGGGGGCUUGACGAGGGUAGCUCCGCUUUAUGGUAAAAAAUAAAAAUGUGAGGACUGACAGAGCUGCUUUAAUUAACAAAUUACAAAUGUUUUUUAAAAAAACCCCAGAUUAAAUAAAGGAUUUCUGUAGAAAUUAAUCACAAUUCCAGCUUUUUGUAUAUGCAGAAGAAAAUUAGCCUAAUUAACCUGCUGACAAUUUUGUGACAACUUGCACCGAAGCACAGAUUAUGUCUUCCUCACAAAAUCACGGUGUGCAACUGCCACAUGUUCCAACUAUUCACUAUGACCGCAGUCAUUUCCUGUCUGAUGCACCAUUAAAGGGACACUAUAGUCACCAGAGCUACUACAAUUUAUUGAAUUUGUUCUGGUGAGUAGAAUCAUUCCCUUCAGGCUUUUUGCAGUAAACACUCUCUUGUUUCAGAGAAAAUGCAGUGUUUAUAUUACAGCCUAGUGAUUCCUCCACUGGCCACUCCUCAGAUGGCCGCUAGAGGUGCUUCCUGGGGCAGUGCUGCACAGUGUGACUGGCAUUCAGUGUCUCCACCCUCUGCAUGGAGACAUUGAACUUUCCUCAUAGAGAUACAUUGAUUCAAUGGAUCUCUAUGAAGAGAUGCUGAUUGGCCAAGGCUGUGUUUGAAUUGUGCUGAGAUUCUACCUUGACAAUUUUAGGCAAUACUAUGGGAAAGCUUUGUGAUUGGCUCACAGAAUCACUUCUGGUUAUAUCAGGCAAGAAGGCAGAUUAGGGGCGGAGGCCCUGCAGACUUGAAUGCAAGUAAUAUUUUACUAUAUUUUUAGGGGAACUGGGAGGGGGGCUAGAUGGUGGUUUUAACACUAUGGUGUCAGGAAUACAUGUUUGUGUUUCUGACCCCAUAGUGUUCCUUUAACCACCACUUUUAAUAUUUACCACUUUAAUUUUUAUUUAAUACAAAAACUAAUUUGUGUGAAAUUCUUUUUUAAACUACCUGGAUUGCUCUCUUUCAAAAGUAAUUCAAUAAAGUUAUUUCUAACAUGAACUGUAGAUGUUGACUCCUGUAUUUUCUUUUUCAGUGGUAUUUAUGUGACACAGAAAAGUUAAGUGAAGCUUUACGGCCUAUGUUUGUCCAAAGUUAUCUCGAUCACGGAACGCAAACAUUUCUAAACAGGAGUAUUGAGAAAUCUGGCUGGCUGUCUAUACAGCUUUACCACUCCUUCAUGUCUUCAGUCUUUAGCAUGUUUAUGUCCAGGACGUCCAUCAAUGGGUAAGUUUCUUGAUAUUGUUUGUAGUUAUCUUCAGAUUCUCUGCUUGCCAAUGAUGCAAGAAUCCAGCACACUUGUGGGAUUCACACAUAUGUACCUUCAUUCUUGUAGUCUGGCAUUAUGAUGACAAAUGUUUUAUGGCUUCCAUAUUUUUUUCACAUAAAUUAGUUGCUGUUGUUCAAUAUAUCUUUGGGCAUCUGCUCCAAGAAGCAAGAAAAUGGCAUAACCAUGUAUGCAUGUGUCCGUGACAGAGCUCAAACUACUCCACGAUUCACAUUUCUUUCCCUUUCCAUCAGGCUACUUGGACGAGGCUCCAUGUUUGUAUUCUCCCCAGAACAAUUCCAGAGACUUCUUAAAAUUGGACCAGAUUGGAAGUCACACCGACUGCUGGAUCUUGGUGCAGGAGAUGGGGAGGUCACAAGAGUAAUGAGUCCCCACUUUGAAGAGAUCUACGUUACAGAAAUGUCCCAGACAAUGAUAUGGCAACUCCAGAAAAAGAAAUACAGGUAAGCAAAGACCAGGAUAGUGUAUUUUAUUCAAGUGCAGCUAAAAGGUUGAGUAAUAUAGCAAUAUUUAGCACAAUAUCUGCACUGAAUACACCAAUAUCCUUGUGGUGUUUUAGCCUGUUGUGUACAUACCACAUUAACAUUCACCAAACAGGAUUACAUAGAAGACCGAUAGAGGAAGCCCAGAAAUGAGAAAGUCAGUUCAAAAUUGUGGCCUGUAUGUAGGGAUCGACCGAUUGUCGGUCUGGCCGAUAUUCUGUAUUUUCAGAAAUAUCGGUAUCAGCCAAUAAAGAUACCGAUAAUGCAAAACAUAAUUUAAAACCAUUAAAUAUUUAAAAAAAAAAAAAUGCCCCCCCCCCCAUUUUACACACUUAACAUACCUACACAAACACUCACUGCACAAACACACACACUCUGCAUUCAUUAUAUACACACACGGCACAAACACACACUCUGCAUUCACUAUAUACACACACACACAUACUCUGCAUUCAUUAUAUAUACACACUACACAAACACACUGCAUUCACUAUACAGACACACUACACAAACACACACUGCAUUCACUAUAUGCACAUUACACAAACACACACACUGCAUCCACUAUACACACACACUGCAUCCACUAUACACACACUACACAAACACACACACACACUGCAUUCAUUCUAUACACACUACACAAACACACGCUGUAUUAAUUACACGGCAUUCACUAUAUACACAUUACACAAUCACUGCAUCCAUUAUACACACACAUUACAGAAACGCACCACAUUCACUAUACACACACUGUAUUAAUUACAUACACACUACACAAACACACGCUGUAUUAAUUAUAUACACACUACACAAACACACGCUGCAUUCAUUAUAUACACACUACACAAACACACGCUGCAUUCAUUAUAUACACACUACACAAACACACGCUGCAUUCAUUAUAUACACACUACACAAACACACCCUGCAUUCAUUAUAUACACACUACACAAACACACCCUGCAUUCAUUAUAUACACACUACACAAACACACACUGCAUUCACUAUACACACACUACACAAACACUCUGCAUCCACUACAGAAACACACACACACACUGCAUUUACUAAUCAAAUACUCUCACUGCACACAUAUAUUCUUAAAAACAUAAAAAAUUCUGGCAUGUAUAUUUUUUGCAUUUACCUUAAUUAAAAAAAGAAUUUCAAAAAAUAAAUAAACAUGUUCAGUUAACAGUAAAUUUGCGUAGAAAUAGAUUAUUUUUUCAAAAUGGUAAAUGUACAGAAUAUCGUAUCAGUAAGUUAUUAGCUAUCGGCCUGAAAGUUUACAGAUUAUCGGUAUCUGCUCUAAAAAAUCAAUAUCGGUCGAUCCCUACCUGUAUGUACGUGCAUGUUAUAUACAUAUGAAAGAUGGUGGAUUCUUAUAUUCCGUACACUCCAGGUGACGAGCAUCCAUGUCAAAUGAGCUUACAGCAGUAACAAAAAAUGUACACUACCCAGGUAUGUUUCUGUUCAAGCCAUGUUUGUGUUAAUGUGUGGCACACAGAUUUUUGUUCCUUAGAAUUUAGGCAUGUCAAAAGCUGCCUUUCACCUGUAACUAUAUUACUUAAAUUUCAGAGAUACUAGGGGAUUGCUCGCUAACCUCCACUUUUGUUAAGCUUGAAUAAAAAUCUGCAGAAUUUGCCAGGCCUCCGCAAAGUCAGUACAAAUUUGGCACAGAAGCCCGUGCAUAGAAUUUGCAAAUGUAUCAGAUUUGAAAAGACCCGGAAAGUUUAGCCCCCAUAUGGACAGUAGUGGCUUCAAUUGUUAAUGCGUGAGAGGAAGCUGAAGCAAAUUUAAGAAAGCAGGCAGUAAAUAAAAUAUCCUGAAACAAAAGGAGGCUUAAAAAAAAUAAAAAUCUUAAUACUUUCUCAAUGCUUUCCUAUGAACGUUCUUCAGGAAGACAGCCACUAGAGGCUGGAUUAACCUUGCUAUGUAAACAUAGCAGUUUCUCUGAAACUGCUAUGUUUACAUCUGUAGGGUUAAAACCUGAGGGACCUGGCACCCAGACUACUUCAUUGAGCCGAAGUGGUCUGGGUGACUAUAGUGUCCCUUUAAUGGAAUGAUGUUACCUUGCUGUGAUUUUGUAAUGUAGAUUAAUUAUAAACAAUGUUUCUUUUUUUUUUAGAGUACUUAAUAUCGAUGAAUGGCAAAAUACAGGGUUCCAGUAUGAUGUCAUUAGCUGCUUAAACCUCCUUGAUCGCUGCCAUCAACCUGUUACCUUGCUGAAGGAGAUGAGAAGGGUCUUGGAGCCAACUAGGGGUCGAGUUAUCCUUGCGCUGGUCCUGCCGUUCCACCCUUAUGUAGAAAAUGGUGAGUGGCCCAUAGAAACUCUAUAGUGUCUUUCUAUUUUCUUUUUAUUGCUAGUGUUCUAAUCAUAGGUUUUCAUAUUUAAAAUGACAUGGAUCACGUAGAUAAGUCUCAUUUAAAAGCUUUAGUAUUCUGCAUGCUAAAAAAAAAAAAAAAAAAAAAUAUGUAUGUUUUUUAAAUUUUUUUUCACUUUGUUUCUUCUUACUUGUGCUUUCCACACCCACUCCAGGAGGGACACUGAUCUAACCAACCAGUGACCUAUCCUUAGGAAUGCUGGAAAAGUGUAUUGGGCAUACCUGACAGAUUUAUACAUGUACAGCUGGAAAAUCUAUCUGCCCUGCAACAUUCUGACAGGGGGAGGAUAGAGAAUCUGAUCUGUUUGAUCAGUGUGAUAAUGCAAAGAAGGCUCUCUGCUGAUGUGAUGCCAUGUUUCUGUCAUUUGCGGACAGGUCUAAAACUAAGAUGGGUGGGUAAGGAAUGGGAGGGUAGGCUAAAAAAAACUCCUCUAGCUGAGAAGCAUGCCCAAUGUUGCAAUCUGACCAAGUUUAUAGUAAGUUUCUAAAUGUUAAAUGGACACUAUAUUCACCAAAACAACUUUACCUUAAUUAAGCAGUUAUUUGUGUAUAGAUCAAACCUCUGAAGUUUCACUGUUCAAUUCUCUGCCAUUUAGAAGUUCAUUACUUCUGUUUUUGUUUAUGUAGCUCUAGCCCACCUCUCCUGCAUGUGGCUCAUACACAGUCUGCAUUAAAACAAAAUGGUUUCAUUUUCAAUCAGAUGUUACUUACUUUAAAUAUUGUCAUCAUACACAGGAGGGGUCCUGCAGAGUCUAUCCAGCUAAUUCUAAAUUAAACAAAAUGUUGAGAGGUGUGAUUAGGGAUGCAUAAACAAAGUCUUUUAACUGUUAAAUGGCAGAGGAUUUAGUAGAUAGACUGCAUGGGCAUGAUCUAUACACAAAAAAACUGCUUCAUUAAGGUAAAUUUUUUUUUGAUGACUGUAGUGUCCCUUUCUUACAUACAUUUCAAAGUUUUUCUUUAUUUUGGUUUGUAUAUUUGUUGAGACGUGAUUGAUUGCUGAUUUAAAAAAGUAAUUGUCAAGUCAUGCAUGUGCCUUUUUAAAGGACCACUAAAUUAAGUGAUCUGGGUGCAGUUGUCCUGUCUAUUUAGCCCGUCAAUCUAAAACAUUUCUGUUUAGAGAUACUGCAAUGUGAUGAUUGCAGGGUUAAACACACCUUAGUGGCUUUUAGAGCAACCAGAGGCGAUUGUGAGGCAUUGACCGAGCUUGACUGUCAUGUGACGUUUGACAUCCAUGAGGACGUUGAAUGUCAUCAAACGCACCUCAGAAGCAUUUGAUUGGAUGCACAUGUGGCAUUUGCUGCACAUGUGCAAUUCAUCACUAAUGCUUCUCUAUGAGAAACAGUGGAUUGGGCAAUUAUUGUAAAAGCGAUGCCUUCAGGAUGAUGUCCUGAGAGGAGCAGCACCAAGUGACUUUCGGGACAGGAGAAAGGGGAAAAAGUAAAAGCCUUUUUUUUUUUUCACAGGUUUUUUUUACAGAUCAAAAGGGGGGAGAGAGGGUGCCAAAUCUAAAUAGGACCUAGUACAUUAGAACAUUAGGAGUACAUGUUUGUAUUCCUAACCCUACAGUGUUCCUUUACACAUGGCCUGCACAACUAAGUAAAUUGACAAAUUGCCAAAGUGAACAUCUUGGCAUUUGCUUUAAAAAAAAAAGAGAUCCCGAAAUAACCAUAUAAGCAAAUUUAAUUGCACGUAAAUGAGUCAAGGUUUCUCCACAGAACAGGAUAUUCAUCAGUCCAACAAGUCUUUAUGUAUUUGAUCUAAAAUGUUUGACUUAAUAUAGUUGCCAUAGAUCUAUGUUUUCUAGAUUAACAUCAGGUGCCACUACGGAGGCUUUAUAUUUAAAAGCUGUGUUAAUCAUGAAGCAAAAUAUGUAGGGUGUUCUCCAGAAGCUACGUAGGGUCAUUUGUGAAGAUCAAUUAUUGUGCAAAAAUGUGGAGCAAGGGAAGCAAUCAGAAGAAACGUUCCAUUGGUUGGCAUAAUGAUUAUUCCACCGUUACAACUUUGCAUCCAGAAUUCUUGUACAUACGUAACCCCCACUGGAACAUGUGUGGAAGACAUAUAAUUAAAUGGGUCUGUAUAUAAUAUAGAACAUAGAAUGUGACGGCAGAUAAGAACCAUUCAGCCCAUCUAGUCUGCCCAAUAAUCAUUUGUUGUAUGUACAUAUUGACUGAUUUUACUGUCAAGAAAAAUUCCAAAUAGUUCUGAUUACAUUUACUGUAUUCACACAGUUAGUGCGCUUCCUAAUUUUGGGUUUUAUCCUCUGCAUGUUCCUGUGGGUUAAAGGAAGUGGAUUUAACCAUUAGCUUGGCAGCUGCUUUAACUCUGUAUUUUUCCACAGCAAUGUAUUUUAUGCGUUUUUAAAUUGUUCAUAUCCCCACUGGGGCCAGCACACCAGUACCACCAAUAUUGUCUUUAUGGAAUUGAACAUUUUAGUUGCUGUUCUGUAUUCUUGCCUUUUGUAAACUAAUAAAGGGGAACUGCCAUUUCUCUGUAAUUUGCACUAUGGAAUAAAAAAAAAAUGAUAAUCCAGUGUAGACAGAGCAAAACCAGGGUAAACAUUACAAAGAGGAGACAGGAACAUUGUUUAAUUUCUCUGUGUUGACUGCCAGGUGUAAAGGACAGAGCCUAUAACAAUGGCUGACAGGGAGCUAAGAUGGAGACACACAGUUCCAGAAUAAAGAUGUAUGAAUCUUAUAAACUCAUCUCACUUUUUACACCUCACUAAUAAAUAUUUAUCGAAUAUAAUACUAAGAAACAAAAUCUGAAAAUACUGGGAAGUGACGUUUAAAGUCUUUAAGCAAUGAUGUUGAUGCUGUUCUCCACCACUCAAGCCAGAAAGCAAAUUGUUUGUUGUACAAUGACAAAGAGCUCACGCAACCAUACCAUGCUGUUUUACAUACUGCAACUUUGUUAUAAUCCCUCUUCACUUAUUUUUUUAAUUCUGUUUCUGUAACAAACUGUUCCAUCAGUGUGUUUUUUUUUUUUAAAUAUAUAUUACAGAGAUAUUUAUUUUUUUCUUCAGAUAGUUGGUAUUAUCCCAUUCAUAAUGACAAAAUACUUACGUACAACAUCAUUUAAAAAUAAAACGAAAAUAUUCUAGAAAGGUAUCCUUACUUGAGUUUAUAAAGGUGAGUAAACGGUGUCUUGUAGGUUAUUAGUAGGUGGAGUUGUUGGCAUUCUACAACUUGCAAAGUCUCCAACGCAUGUUGGCAAAAAGAAAAAAGGAAGAAAAAAAAAUAUAUUUUUCUACGUUUCUUUUCUUCGUGCUUGUUUUUAAAUGAACAUUCUUCAGUUUCCAUCUACUUCCUAGUUAAUGUCAAUCCAAAACAGAUAUAUAGAUGUUUCUUUCGAUUAAUGUGUUCUGCGGUCUGAAGUGUAUCUUGAAGUUCUAGGUGUGACGUACCUCCUGUGUAUUUUGAUAUAUGGUGUCCUCUUCUUUUACAUCAUUCUGUGCAAAAAAUAUAGAAAAAUCAAAUACAGACUAAAAAUAAGUUUAAAUUGUUUCUUUUGUCUCAUAUUAGUGAAAGUAGAUAAUAGUGUUCACUGAACAUCACAGUAUCUAAAAAUGAGUAUUACUGACUGGAUAUAUAGUUGAGUUUAUACAGGUACUAGUAGCUACAAUCUGUGUGCGUGUAUAAAGCAUUGUCACGGGUUGGGGAAAUAUGGGCAACACAAAUGGUUUUCUAUACCAAUAGACCAUUUCACUGAACUUUUUAGUCAGCGUUAUGGUCAAGGCCCAGAGUUUUGCAUAUUGUGACGUUCUGGUUCCUACGUAGACUGCUGUCAGUCAUCAGUGGUAGUAUAGGGGAUUAGAAGUUUGUUGUGUUACUCUUCUACUUAUCUGGGAACCCCAGUGGUUUCCAAAGGAGCAUCAAUACUAGUUUAAAUAACCUUAAUAAAAUACUGUAGAAGAGGGGUGCCCCAAAGGUAGAUCCCCAGAUGUUUUAAAACCCAAGCUUCAAUGAUGCUUUGUCAUUCUAAAGCAUUCUAAAGGCAUGCAAGGCAUCAUGGGAGUUGAAGUUCUACAACAUCUGGGAAUCUACUUUUGGGGCACCCCUGCUGUAGAUGAAUGACCAAAAACUGAAGUAUAAAUAACCACAAAAGAUAGUAAAAUAAUUCCAAAUGAGCAAACUUGAAACAUAUAAGGUGUUUUUUUUUUUUCAUCCCUUGGUUUACCUGACCCCGCUGUCAUAGUGUUUUUUAAGUGAUACUGUCGGGAUGAUUUAAAUGUUUUGUUUACUUUUUUUUCGUGUUUAGUUUUCGUGUCUAUUUGAGAUGUUAAAUAACAGAUGAAAUGUAGUAUCCUGAUAAUACUUGUAUUAUUGGACGUACAGCAUUUUUGGAAUGAAAAGCUUUCAUGAGAUCCUCCCUCUCUUAAGUCCUAAUGUUUUUAACUUGAGGGUCCCUUGAAAGCUUCUCAUUCCAAAUCCUGUUGGUCCAAGAUACUAAUUUCAUCUGUUACUUUAUAUCUGCAUCACUGGACACUACAAUCUAUGCUCCAUGUUUUCCUUAGACUCAAGGAAGGGACUGUUUGAGUUUGCGUUCUGUUAAUCCCCAUUCACUUGACCUAUAUCCCAACCACAAGUGUGUAGAGUUGAGUGUGUAGGUAGAUUCAUGAAUAGGUGAAAGGAUAGAUCUGGAUACACCGAUAUCCAUUAAAUUGUUUUGGGAUGCUUAUAUGACUUACUUGGUGGUCUCUUUUUCGAGGAUAUCUUUUGUGAUAUUCCUGUGCUAGUGUUUGAAAAAUCCUUUGACUCUUCGAGUUUUUCUGUAAGAUAUUAAUUUUUUUUUAUUAAAAUGUCAUGUCUCCCACUUUUGCAUUUGUUAAGAAGAUGAACUCAGUGGUGACUUACAUCGGUUUCCUUCCUGUUACUUCCCUUGCUUGUGAUCCAGUUACUCCGUUUCAAUUUUGACUAGAAAAUAGCAUUAAACAAGGACGUAUUAUUUAAAACAAAGUUCAGCUUCUUAAAUGGCAUUUAACUUGUAGAUUAUGCCAUCUGGAAGUUAUUUCAGGAGAGUAAGUAGCAGUUACAUAAAAGCAACAUGUUCUAGGCCAGGGGUAGGCAACCUAUGGCAUGUGUGCCAUGCACGGCACUCGAGGAGUCUUUGCACGGCACUCAAGUUUGCUAGAGCCAAACCGGUUCUGGCCUAUCAAGAGUCCCAGUGAAACUUCAUAUAUCUGCUAAUUCGUAAAGGUGGUGAAGGACAAUCCUCAAUUUAUGCAUUGCAGCACGUAGAGGAACUGAUCUCAGAUCACUUCCUCCCUGCACUUGUGAAUGGGAAUCCACACUGUAGAAGAGCAGCCCGCAGCUGCUGUUUCAGCUUCUGUCCUUGACCUGUACCUGGUCAGCCUGGUCCCCACUGGAACCCAGGGAAGCCACCCACACUGCUAGAUAUACACAGGCCUGCAGAAUAAGCCUCCCCUCAUACAAAUAAUACAAACAGCCGACACACAAUCCGCCCAAACUCAACACCACGGACAAUCCACAUACAUGCACACAACCCCACAUGCAGCCUCUCACAUGCAAUAUCCCAAACAACCCCUCACAUACACACAAUGUGACAUAUCCAUCCACACACAAUUCUACAAGUAGCCUACAUUCAUAGGUAUCAUACACCACACCACAAACUACUUCUAAACAUAUACACUAUAAUAGCUCAUAUAUGCACAAAUACAACGAUACAAAGCAACUGCAGUGUAAAAAAACACAACCAGAAUACGGCAACAUACACAUCUCAGUGUUAAAGUAGGACUGGCAUGCUACAGGAUAUCACAAUUUUAUUUUGGCACAGUCCUGCUAAAAGGUUGCUUACCCCUGUUCUAGGCAGUGAGUAUUGACUAGUUGGGUGUCUGUUCUAUAUCAGGGUUGGCAAAAAUGCAGAUUCUCCCAGCUCUUGCAGAACUAGAACUCCCAUGAUGAUUUGCCGGCCGUGAGAACGGGGCUUUGACUUGAGUCCCACUCACACUUAAAGAAACACUAUAGAAUUAGGAAUACAAACAUGUAUUCCUGACCCUAAAGAUUUAAAAAUACAAUUUAGGUGUCAGAACCCCCACCCUCCACUUGCCCUCCUUAAAAGGGAAACAAACGAGGGUCUGCCAACUCUUGCUCCGCCCCCCCUCCAUGGCUGAGAUCAUCAGACUUGACUUCCUUUUUCUGACUAUGUCAGCCGAGCAGGGGUGCCAGGGCAGAGCCAAACACCACUCUGGCCAAUAAGCAUCUCCACUGAAAGAUGCAUUAAAUCAGUGCACGACUUUAAAGAAUGUGCAGUGUCUCCAUGCAGAGCAUCUGUGUGACUGCCACUGGAGGUGUCCCUAGGCAGCAAUGUAAACACUGUCUUUCCGAAAAGGCAGUGUUUACAUGAAAAUGCCUGCAGGGACAGGCUAUACUCACCACAAGAACUACAUUAAGCUGUAGUUGGUCUGGUGACUAUUGUGUCCCUUUAAGGACAUUAAAGGAUCACUAUAGGGUCAGGAACACAAACAUGUAUUCCUGACCCUAUAGUGUUAAUACCACCAUCUAGCCUUCCUGUGCCCCUCAUGCCUCCAUAAAUAUAGCAAAAUCUUACUGUAUUCAAGCCUGAAGCUGUAACUCUGCAUGCUGUUUGCUGACAUCAUCAGAAGUGGUAGUUUGAUCCAAUCAUAAUGCUUCCCCAUUGGAUUGGCUGAGACUGACAAAGAGGGAGAUCAGAUUCAAACACAGCCCUGGCCAAUCAGCAUCUCCUCAUAGAGAUGAAAUGAAUCUCUAUGAGGAAAGUUCAGUGUCUGCAUGCAGAGGGAGGAGAUACUGAAUGUUUGGAUGCAUUUUAGGCAGCCAUGACCCAUGAAGGAUCUCUAACAGCCAUCUGAGGAGUGGCCAGUGAAGUUAUCACUAGGCUGUAAUGUAAACACUGCAUUUUCUUUGAAAAGACCGUGUUUACAGCAAAAAGCCUGAAGGUAAUGAUUCUACUCACCAGAACAAAUGCAAUAAGCUGUAGUUGUUCUGGUGACUUUAGUGUCCCUUUAACAAAACAAAAUGUCAACUCUUUAUUAAAACGUAUCAAACAUGUUAAUUUCAGAGCUGGAUUUGCCUGUCCAAAGAGUAGACACGUACCUAGAGGUGUAUGUGUUUCAAUGCACCAUUUGUGCUAGCUUAGUCUUAAAGGAACACAAUAGGGUCAGGAACACAAACCUGUAUUCCUGACCCUAUAAUGUUUAACCUACCAUUUAAGGUGGCAUGCCCCCCCUUAGCCCCUUUAGAAAUGGUGAAAACUCACUUUAUUUCCAGUGCCGCGCGGGUCUGCCGAAACUGUAAUACCCUAGGAAGCACCUCCAGUGGCCAUCUGAGGAGUGGCCACUUGCAGGUGUCCCUAGGGGGAAAUAUAAACACUGCCUUUUCUCUGCAAAGACAAUGUUUGCAUGAAAAUGCCUGAAGGUAAUGAUUAUACUCACCAGAACAACUAAAUUAAAGGACCACUCUAGGCACCCAGACCACUUCAGCUUAAUGAAGUGGUCUGGGUGCCUGGUCCAGCUAGGCUUAACCCAUUCUUUUAUAAACAUAGCAGUUUCAGAGAAACUGGCACUAUAGUGGUCCUUUAAGCUGUAGUUCUGGUGACUAUAGUGUCCCUUUAAUAUAUCCUGGUAGAGAGAGAGAGAGAGAGAGAGAGAGAGAGAGUGUGUGUGUGUGUGUGUGUGUGUGUGUGUGUAACAGUAAAUUGAAGGGGGGGGGGAAUAAAUCUCAGUAGACAACGUGGAUAUACACAAAAAAUGUACUCAUGAUUUUACUCAAACUAAUAGUAAAACACACUGCAAUAAGAAAUUAUAUAAAUAUUGAUAUGCAUAUUUUAAGAUUGUUUAUACUAUUUUAUACAUGUAUCAGUAUUUUUUAUGUAUCCCUGCAAUAGCCUGUUGAUAUAUGCAUACAUAUAUUUAUGCUAGAGAAAACUAGUAUACCCAAAAAGAUAUACAGAAUAGAGGGAGUCUAAUUAACACUAAGUCGCUCACACUGGAAAUAGUAGGAAUUCACCAAAACCUUCGUAAAUAGAAUAGUAAAGGAAACACCCUAAAGGAUAAUGUUGAAACCCAGGAGCUAAUUAGUGAUGAUGGCUCAGAUGGUAGUGGAACUAAUAUAGUAUAAUGACACAAUAUGGACAGAUAGAGGAUAGAAAUAUAAAAAUAUGCAAAAUCAAAAAGUCUAAACAAUUAAGUACUAUGCCUUAAAAUAUAUGAACGAGGAUAAAAAAUAAAAGAACCAUAUGUACAGCAGACCAAAAAUGAAAGAAAUUUGAUAAAUGAUAUAUAGAUAUAAAAAUAAAUUAGAUAUACAGAUGUAAAAAUAAAUUUGAUAUGAAGAUGUAAAAAUAAAUUUUAAAAAACUGGAUCAAUAUGCAGCAAAUCAAUGUACAGUGUUUGUAUCUCUAUCCCUGAUAUAAUGCAGGGUAAAAAUGAUACUUGCCCUGGGUAUUAUACUUUGUGUAGGCAAAGAUAUAAAAUAUAUAAUUACAAUAAAUCCGCAACACAGUAUAUGUAUCGCUGUAGACUGAAGCGGAUGCAGAAACUGGAUAUAAAUUGUAAAAAACAGUUUAUUAAACAGAAAUUAAAAAUAUAAGAAUUGUAUAAAAAUAUAAAUCGGAAACAGUUCACAGUAUUGUUACCAGUCUUUUAUAAAUGUCAGAUGAUGCUAUGAACCCUCGGAUUCAACUGGGAUGGAUGCAGAUUGGAUGUUUGCAAAUAUGCCUCCUGAAUUUAGACUGCCGGUGAGGAUGGCAUGCGUCUGUGUGUGCGUCCCGGCAGAGGCCUCACUCUGGGGGACGGACAGAUCUGACGGUUGCGUUUACAAGGUGGACCAAGGGUUCUGCGUGUGAACGAUCAUCUGCUGAUGAACAGUGGACUGGAUCUGUAUCCUGCUAUGUGGUCUGACGCGUUUCGUAGGGAAAAGAGCCCUACUUCUUCAGAGAUCCUCUGUCUGUCCAUAUAUUCCACUAUUUGUGACAUUAUACUAUAUUAGUUCCACUAUCAUCUGAGCCAUCAUCACUAGUUCCUCCUGAGUUUCAACACUAUCCCUUGGGUGUUUCCUUUACUAUAUAUUUAUGCUAGGCCUAGAUUUUCCAUUAUAAUGCACAAAUAGAUUAGUUGCAGCAGCUGAAAUAACCUUUAAGAAACAUUUUUAACACCAUAAUCACUACAGUGCACUAUAGUGUUUAUGCUGCCAGGGGUUUGGUGCACCUCCCCCUUUCCCAAAGGUUAAAAAAAAUAAAAUCUAAAAUGUGUUGACUCAUUAUAAUGGGUUGGGGUGCUAGGCACUCCUAGCACCAUAACCACAGCAAGCUGUAGUGUUUGUAAUGCUUGGAUUUUCCUUUACUUCGUGCUAGGCUCACUUUAAAUAUGUAGUUUUACUGUGCCUGUGUUUAUAAUAGUCUUUUAUUAUGCGUUACCUCCCCUCACUUACAGUACCAUUAACAUUUAAAUACAGGAUGUGCGUUACUUACCAUGUAAGUGAAUAAAAACACUGCGAUGCUGUAUAUAAGCAGCACACAACAGAGAAAGAUCAGCACAAUGCAAUCCGUACUAACACGGUGCUCUGAAAUAUAGAAAGAAAAAUCGAACAUGACUGUCAUAACUAUUUCUGUUUGCUAUGUUAUGCUUGUGUGCACUUUAUAAAUAUUUCAUAACCCAUUCAUAAUUGUAGGUUGAUUAUAAAAUGUAAUGGCUACCACUGUUGAAAGGGACAACCAGGCAGUGAUAGGAUUGUAAUGCAUCUGAUAGAUUUUGGCAUUAUUAAAGGAACACUCGAUUGACCUUUUUUUUUUUUUUUUUUUUUAACAACUUCGUAGAAAUACCCAAAUGAAAACAUGCAUUCACUAAUUUCUACAUUUUAAAACAAAAAAAAUCAGGGCUGUGUCUAACAAGAGCUGCAAAUCUCUUGUCUGCAACUAUUUAAAGUCCUCCCAUUUCCCCCCCCCCCCACAACAGAAGCCUCUGUGCUGGUGUUGCAAGCACCCAAGUGCAAAGGGCAUGCACACCACAUUCCCAGUCUUUCUCAAUGAGUUUUAAUAUAUAUGACUGGGUAGGUCAGUUGAGCACUGUCACAGAAUGACUGCUCUUUCUGGGGGGGAAGAGAAGGAAACCUUUUCUGCCCUAGAUAUAUGAGUGCAAAUUUCUGUAAGAAAUAGGCACGUUUAUACAUUUUAUUUUCCUUUAAUACAUACCAGGCUCACUUUAAAUAUGUAGCGUUAGUGUGCAUGUGUUUAUAAUAGUCUUAUAUAAGCUGUCACAAACGUGACAGGCUCUAGACACAUAAAGCACUUCAGCAAACUAAAAUGCUUUGUGUGUGGAGUGUACAUUUUAAUAUGCAGGAUUUUUUGAAUGCUCAAAUAUUUACAGUUUUUGUACAAUAAGACAAACUACAAACAGGUAGAGAUAUCCUUACUAUACGUCUCCCUGGUUGUCGUCUCAUUCCAGUACAGGUUUUAUUGUAGUUCAGAUCGCUUAGUGCUGUCAGUGGCUAAGCUAUGUGCAUACCUAUGAUAAGGAAGUCUUUUUAUGGAGUGAGGGGGCAUGGUUGUGGUUUAACAGUCUGCAAAACAUUUAUUUUUUUUAUGCAAAAACUUUAAAGAUUUGAGCAUGCAAAGAAAUUCAGCAAAUUAAUGAGAUCAAAACCUAUCAAAUGCAUCAAGGUUGUAUUGGUGCCUGUAAUGACCCUCUAAAAAUGACAUGUCUAUAUUUUUGUAAGCAUACAAACACAAAAUAUGAACAUAUAUAUCAUGAUUCUGUAGUGCUAGAUAAAUAAAGUAUAAUGCUGCACAUAAAUUAAUCUCUAAUUUUUUUUUAACAUAUGUGCUGGAUUUUUUGUCCCCAACUUUCGAGGACAGGGGUCUGUACAGAUGGUGUGGGUUGAUACGUGUCUAGGGCUUAACCAUUAAGUACCUAGAACAUCAGGAAAAGGCUAAAAAGCCAAUGGAACGUAAUUAAUAAAGUGUAUAUUCUGUAUGGGCUGUAAUCUGACAUGACUUCAUCAUUUGACUGGAGAAUUCUUGGUCAAUGUGUCAAUUAGUGAGAGUUCAUACAAAUUAAUUUGCCUUGGCUUUUGAUCCUAUUACUGUUGUUCAAUUCAAAGUUAUCAUUGCAUUUUCUUUAUAAAACACAAUAUUGUGGACGCAGGAUUUGGGAACUGCAAAAUUUAGGCCAAAUUUUUUUUAAUUUUUUUUUUAUAUUUUACCAACCAGAUAUUUUGACCUAAAACUUACAUAAUUCCCCUGUUCAUUUUGUAUCUAUUUAGUAAACCCACAUGUUUCAAAGCUCUUUUUUUUAGCUGUGUAUUGCUGUUCAAUUUUGUUUUGAAAACACAUUUUUGGACAUCUUUUGUGAUUUAUUAUUUUAUUUUAUUUUGAUUGAGACACUAAGCACGAAAAUAGCUUUAGCUCAAUGAAGCAGUUUUGGGGUAUAGAUUUCCUGACACUGUAAGCCUGCCCCCUCUGCUGGAGGUGUCAUUAUGGGCAAUGACAGGCUAUGAUUUGAAAAAAAAUAAAAAUAAAUUACUGCUGUUAUAACGUUACUGGACACUCUGAGCACCAAAACAACUUUAGCUACAUGAAACCCUCUGAGAGGUGCAACAUGAAAGCCAUUCUCCAAAGCCUAAUUGCAGUGUCCAAACACAAUAACUUCGAGACUAUGGAGCUAUGCUUCUUGUAUACCUUAAUAAUAAAUGGACCAAUUUUGCCUCUGUCCAUUUUUAAUUACUGUAAUGGUGUUGCUAUGCCAGUAUAGCUAUGAUGACCGUAGGCGUCCCAAAAAAUACCCUAAUACACCAUCACUAGUGAAAUGGACUUCUCUCAUAAGCAAAAAUGUCUAAUUGGUUACCACCUGCUUCAGCUACCAUUUCCUGUCCUGAUUAUUCUUUUUGCAAUGCAGUGACUAACCUUUUACCACCAGUGUAGUUCCAGAACCGGUCGCUACGGCAUUAGUGAAGACGAUUCCACAUACGUAUACCGCACUGUCGUUCAGUUGCAGGUCUUUGAUCUCCAACGUGGCAGUUUUGUCAGACUUUGUAGCAAUGAACUUGGAGCCCUGUCCUAGUUUACUCAGUUCUUGGUGCCCAGAAACCAAAUAGCGAAACCAGUGGGUGUUAAAAUCUUCUCCGCAGCCUGUUGUGAUAUGGCAGGAUAAACGGACACUGCCCUGUGACACAACUGCUACACAGCUUUCAUCCUGAACCACCGACACCUUGCAGCCUUGUAUAAGUCCUGUAAAAUACACAAAACACCAAUACACUUAUUAUUCUUGCGACAAAGGCUAUUAAUGUACUUAAUGAGACUCUGUCUUUGCAUUUGAACCACUUUUGUUUUUGUUUCCUGCCAUCUAUGUACUAGAACAGGCAUUGGCAACCUUCGGCACCCCUGAUGUUUUGGACUACACCUCCCAUGAUGUUUUGCCAGCAUUAUGGGCGUAAGAGCAUUAUGAGGGGUGUAGUCCACAACAUCUGGAGUGCUGAAGAUUGCCUACCCCUCUUCUAGAAGAUUACAUAUGAAAUUGCUGUGUUGCUUAAAUGUUAGCACACAGAUGUUUGAAGUUUCUUUACCAAUGUUCCUAUAGAUCUCUGUUCAACACCUUCUGAGAUCUGAUGAUUCUGGUAGAUUGCAACUUGCACUCCCAAUUAAUAAAGGCAAGAUAAACAUGAUGGGGGGGAGGGGGAGGAGAAUGGAGAAUAGAAGGGAAAGAUAAAUAAGUAGCAGAAAAAAGUAAAGAAAUGGAAAGAAUGGAUGCAACGAAGAGAGAGCCACUUUAAUAGACCUUGGGCCAAGUCUUUCCCCAGGGUUUCAUAGGUGUCUUUGGACAGAGAUAUCCUACGGAACCCAGGCCUGUGUGAAAUAAGGCAGAGUGGUGUCAUCUGUACAAUUGAGCAGGAAACAUGCUGUGCAAACAAGUAACCGAGUCCCACCAGCCAAAUUGAGGGUGCAGUACUCAUUGAACUUCAAAUCACAGAUGUUUUUAUGUGCGCUUGCUGUCCUGAAUUUUCCCUUCAAGGGCUACGCUGUCCUCCAUGAACACUUCUACUUUUAGAAGUGGUCCUGGAGCAAGGAAUCUGUCUGUGCAACGUUUCUGCUUGGAACACAGCACUACAGAGAUAUCUGAAAAUGUGUGCCAUGGGCUAGGUGCAGUUCCGGGACAGCCAUGCCUUAAAUGGAUAUUCCCUUGAUGGGGAAGCCUAUAUGUCCCCUCAUUUUAUUUUAACCCUCCUCGUCUCUACAUUUUUUAUCCUACUGUGGAUUUUUUUUUUUUUUCUUCUAAAUCAGACAAUUAGACGGGCCCCUCAAUAUGUAACUAACCCCUUAAGGAUGGAGGCAAUUGUACAAGUUCUUAAUUAAAACAAACCCUAGAGUUUAAGCUAUACGUCUGUUCAACCAUAAUUUAGCGAUUUUCAUAUUAAGGACACCUACACUUAUUAUAUAUAAUUUUGUUCCGAAGCACUGGGCUUUCAUUUCACAUUAAAUAUUCAUAUAUGAAACAUAAUUUAAUAUCAAUAAAAUAUGAAAUACAUUCAGAAAUAUUGUUAUUGUUCAAGUUCUGCAUGGCAUUUUCACUGUGAAUGCCAAAAUACUGUUCGCUUUUACUGCAACAAUUCACAAACAUUUGUGUUCAGCGAUCUCUCACAAGUGCUACAGUACAGUAAUGAAAUAUAUAAUUUUGUUCUAAGUGUUUAUGUAUUAUUUUUGCCCUAGGCAGUUGGCUCUGUCUAUAUGCCAAAUUAUACAUUUUUAAUUAAGUCCUGGAAGAGUCCUUGUUUGUUUUUUCUUUCUAUCUUUGCUUUCAAUUUUGAAUUAUGAAUGCCACAACAUCACAGUGGAUUUUAGACUUCCUUCAAAUAAUAUUAAUGUCCAGACUUAAAUUUGACAAAACUAUAUGGGUGAGCACAUGGUUUAAAUUAAAUUUUUAUUUUUCUUAUAUAUUUUACUAGAAUCCGGACUCCUAUCUUAUUAACAAAUAUGGUUUGACAGUGUCCCAACAAAGUAAUCUUGUGUACAUGUAAGAAUAGAAGUACACCUGAUGCGUUUCACGCCCCAACAGCACAAACACGUUUCUAUGGCAUUAAAAAAAAUAAUAAAAAUAAAUAACAUAACUGAAUACAUAAUCAAGUUACUGAUUACUGCACAUUUACUGCAGUGUUAGUUUUGGCAGCAAAUUUCAAGUUAAUUUUAGUCAGUCUUUUAACUAAAAUGCCGUUUUAGUUGUAUUUUAGUCAUCUGAAUUGUUGUAGUCAACUAAAUCUGAAAUAUUUUAGUUGACAAAAUUAACAGUGAUUUACUGUCAGUGCCUCUCAUUCUGUUUUUCUAUACCAAACAAAAUAGUUAAAAUAUUAACUUUUUUCCCAACAAAUAAUCCAGAUUUUUUUUUUUUAAACAAAUCUCUCUAGUCACAAGUAUUUAAAAUCAUCCAUUUUUAAGAGUAAGCCUAUAUUAAUGUAGAUCACAUUGAACAUACAUGAUCACAUGCUGUUACAAAUGUGUUCCAAAAAGCAAGUAUCCUUUUCACAAUUUGUAAUGAUACUCCAUUAGCUAGAAACAGUGUCCCUAAGCUUAUCACAUGUAUAGAUUUUUCGUACUCACUGCAGUGGGUGUGAAUCAAAGUGAUCGCAAGAAAAAGCAAGCCCCUUAAGCCCAUGGUAACUGUGUCUUCUGUUGCGAGAAAAGGGAAAUAGGUUUUGGAUCAAGAAAAUAAAUUGCGAGACAGUGUAUCUCAGCACAGCAUUGGGACACUUCCUGAUUUAGCACUGUAUAAUGGCCAACUCAUUUCUACAAAUUCAACUUCUCUGUUAUUUUGCUGUGACAGUAGAUGAAACUUUAGGCACAAGUGGUUUUUAGUUCUUGAGGAAUAAGACUAGAUUGCAACAGAUAGACGAAACAAAGUAAAUACAUUCUUCGAUAUGUAUAUACCAUUUAUUGUAUAUUGAAAGAAAUAUUUAUCAUACAGCAAGAAAAAUGUCUAAUUUUCUGUAUAAUUACAAAAAGAAUAUCUGCACCUCUUUAAAAUCUCAACAAACCGUAUUUGCAGACAUUCCCUCUCAUAUGCACUAGUGGUUCAUGCUCACGUCAUUUCAAGAUUUGAUUAUUGCAACUCACUCCUCGUUGGCUUUGCCUAUUCCUCUAAAUCCUCACCCGCCAACCCUCCCACACCUCAAUCCUCUGCGAGUCUCUAGAUUGGCUUCUUGUAUCUUACAGGAUCCAAAUCAAACUACUGACAUUAACCCAUAAAGGCUAUCAAAACUCUACCUCCAUUACAUUUCCUCUCUAAUUCACAGAUAUACACCAUGUCAUUCCCUUUGCUUGCCAAUGACCUUCUCUUGUCCCCUGUUUAAUCCACCUCUGAUCAUUCUUGUCUAUAGGACUUCCAAAGGGCUGCACCUAUUUUAUGGAAUGUUCUACCAUGUCUUAUUAGACGUUCUCCUGACAGUCCUCCCAACCCCCACAUAUAGCCAAUGCUUUCACUCUACACUGCCCCCACAACGUACGAAACACAGCCGUCAUAUCUCUCAUCUCCUCCCCCUCAGGCAUGUUUUUCAUCGUCUUGCGUUUCUCUUUCCCUUCCUCUUUGAUUGUGAGCCUGUUUGAGCAGAGCCUUCUUCACCUUUUGUCUCAGACAACAUUACUUUGUAUGUCAAUACUUAUUGUAUAUAUAUCCCAAAUGGAUUGUACAGCGCUGCUGAAUAUGUUGGCAACAUAUAAAUACUACAACUACUAAUAAUAGUAAGGAAGAAUACUAUGACUAUUCUAUGUCCAAAUAAAAUAUACGUACCGCCCAGGUUUGGUGGUUGACUGUCUGACGUGUUGAGAAAUGUGGCUUAAAAUGAGAGCUAUUAAUCGGCUCACAUUUUACUAACCCAAUUGUGCAGCUGCAUUAAGUUGUCUGUCAGUAAUCAGUAAGCAUUGGAUGUGUUCUGUGAUUGUCACAAAUAAGCAAAGGACACAAGUGUCACAUAUACAUUGUCACCCUGUCUGUACUUGGACAAAUGUAUUCACUUUGAUUUUUUUUUUUUUUGAUUUUUUUUUUCUUCCUUAAAGUCAGACAAUUUACUUAGUUUUUUUGUUUUAGUAAUUUCUUAGACAUUGAUUUUUAUUUAUUUUUUUAAACUUUUUUCUUUCUCUCAAAGCGGGAAGUGUUGUAACUGCUCCACACAGCAAUAUAGCUGCCAAACUGUCCUUCAACAAACAAAUUGCAACACUCAAUGUCUUGCUUCGAGAGAGUGCAACCCAAACGGUUUCACUCCGUCCACUAUACAAACCUCAUCAGAUAAGCAUUUAUAAUUACACAUCAUGUUGAAGAUGAGCUAUAUAUGUCUGUGUGUGUAUGUAUACAAAAUAUAAUAUACAUAUACAUACAAUAUACAGGGAUCAGAAUUUCCACUCACCACUAACUGUUGAUGAAUAUAAAAUCUACCCCUGGUUAGUAUGCCUUGGCUUGCAGUGGCGAGUAACUAGUCCUUGCUAGUAGCUUAGCAUAUGUGUAUGUGUGUGUGUAUGUAUGUGUGUAUGUAUAUAUAUACACAUACACACACAUAUGCUAAGCUACUAGCAAGGACUAGUUACUCGCCACCGCAAGCCAAGGCAUACUAACCAGGGGUAAAUUUUAUAUAUAUAUAUAUAUAUAUAUAUAUAUAUAUAUAUAUAUAUAGCACAACUGUACAUUUUGAACUUACAGAUAGAUGUGUAAGUAUUUAUAGUGAUGUACUAGAAAAAUAGUGCUGAAAACGAAUACAAUAAAACUCAUACAAUAAAAAUCUCAAAAUUAUACAAAUUUGUGAUUUUUUUUUUUUACUGCACACCCACUAUUCUAUCUGGUCACCCCGACUGUGUGUUCUUCCCUCUGGACUACAGUUUGGAACAAUGCAAAAUAGAGAGGGAUGCCACAUGCAGAUUUAGCUGCUGACUAUUGGAAUUUUGUGUAGUUUAAAGGAACACUAAAGCGUCAGGAACAAAAACAUGUAUUCCUGACCCUGUAGUGUUAAAACCACCAUCUAGCCACCCUGGAUCCUCCUUGUCCCCCUAUAUAUAGCAAAAUCUUACUUUUAUUGCAGUCUGCUGCUGUUCUGGCUCUGCCCCUUGGCUGACAUCAUCAGAAGUGUUGAACAAAAGCCAAUCACAAUGCUUUCCCAUUGGAUAGGCUGAGACUGUCAAGGAGGGCAGUCAGGGGCAGAGCCAGCACAAGUCAAACACAGCCCUGGCCAAUCAGCAUCUUCUCAUAGAGAUUAAAUGAAUCAAUGCAUCACUAAGAGGAAAGUUCAGUGUCUACAUGACACCAAACUGUAGUGCAUUAAAAUCCAAAUUGCAAAAUUAAGGCUAAAAUAUCUAAGCUGUCACUAAAGCUGCUCUGGAUACCUUUUCCAAAUCCGUUUUUUUUUUGUCCUAAAUUUGGAUAUGAUUUAAUUUCAACCCCAGCGUUUAAUUAAUAUGUAUUCCUACACAUACAGUAGUACAAUGAAAUAACUAGAUUUUGUGUCGAUUUGCUUCCACAGGUGGUAAGUGGGAAAAGCCAUCCGAAGCCAUGGAAGUAAACGGAACAGUUUGGGAAGAACAAGUUAACAGCCUCGCUGAUGUCUUCCAAAACACAGGCUUUGUUGUGGAGGCCGUCACCAGACUCCCCUAUUUAUGUGAAGGAGACAUGUACAAUGACUACUAUGUAUUGGAUGACGCCGUGUUUGUUCUUCGACCGGUGUAGACAUCUCCUGCCCUGUUACAAGAAAUGAAAUGAGCAUCAAACGAUCCUAUUGGAUCUCUGGAACACAAUACAUGGUGGAUGUAGGCAAAUCAAAAAUUCUUCAAGGCCAAAAUCUUGUUGUAUUACCCGAAGAACCUUGUUUAUAUACACAUAUAUAUAUAUAUGUAUAUGUGAAUGUGUGUGUUUGUAUAUGUACAGAACCUUCAACGGAAUACUUUUUAUAACCAAUUCAACAAUGCUACCUUACCAGCAAAAGUGGACCUGUUUUUUAAGUGACUUAACUUCCGUUUGCUGCCAAACAGUUAUAAUUGAUGUACAGCAUUUCGUGCAAGUACUUAAUAUGUUUUUCCUUUGUUGUUUUUACUCUUUUUUUUUAUUUUAUUUUUUUGACUAUUGUAACCUGUAACGGAAUGACUGUGAACUGUAAAGAAUUUUUCAUGCAAGACUAUGGGUUGAUUUGCCAUUCUAAAGCACAUGUUUUUUUUAGCCAUUUAACCAUGCCAAUAAAAUCUUUCAAGAUCAAAAA